This is a messenger RNA of Mus caroli (Ryukyu mouse), 2786 nucleotides long. RefSeq names its product neuralized E3 ubiquitin protein ligase 3 (gene Neurl3). NCBI's taxonomy places the organism in Eukaryota, Metazoa, Chordata, Mammalia, Rodentia, Muridae. The record is from RefSeq and is a predicted model, not a curated record.
GAAAAGGUCCCAACAUCAGACUUCAAGAAGAGGAAGGGAUCUGCAUGAGACCAGCCUGCUGCAGCAGCAAUCCACUGUGAGCCACGAGAGGUCAUGGGGAAAGUCCCGGAUAUCGUCAUGCGUGACAGCAUCUAAUUAAUCAACAACUCUGUAACGUGAGCUCCAGCCUAUAAAAGGGGAACCUUCCAGAGUCGUGUAACCCUGACCACAGGCCUUCACAGACAUCUCCAGACCCAGGGACUUGUGCCCCAGGAGGAGCUCAGGCUGAUGGGUUCUCUCCUCAGCCCUGAGGCCAAUGCCGAGGUGCCCCGCGAGGCCCUUAGUUUCCACGGGGACGCCACGGGCGCACAGGUGCAUCUGGAUGAUCAGCGGAGCACAGCACGCAGGCGCUCGACGUUCCACGAUGGUAUCGUGUUCAGCCAGAGGCCCGUCUGGCCGGGUGAGCGUGUUGCUCUGCGCGUCCUGCGACGUGAAGAAGGUUGGUGCGGUGGCCUCCGCGUGGGCUUCACGCGCCUGGACCCUGCGCAAGUGACCGCGUCCUGCCUGCCACCCUUCGUGUGCCCGGACCUGGAGGAGCAGAGUCCCACGUGGGCAGCGUUGCUUCCAGAGGGCUUCGUUCGUGCGGGGAAUGUGGUCUGCUUCUGGGUGAACCGUAGAGGGUGGCUCUUCGCCAAGGUCAACGCUGGCCGUCCCCUCUUGCUGCGCAAAGACGUGCUGGUCCAGGGCGCCCCGCUCUGGGCGGUGAUGGAUGUGUACGGGACCACGAAAGCCAUUGAGCUGCUGGAUCCCAAAGCCAACGCCUGGAUUACUAGUGGUGAGCCUGUGCCAGAGUCUGAAGUCAUAUCAGGAGAGGAGUGUGUCAUCUGCUUUCACAACACUGCCAACACUCGCCUCAUGCCCUGCGGCCACUCACACUUCUGUGGCUCCUGUGCCUGGCACGUCUUCAAAGACACGGCCAGGUGCCCCAUAUGUCGCUGGCAGAUCGAGGAGGUGGCUGUAGUGUCUUCAUUGAAGGCUGGGGAAGGCUCCUGAGAAGAUGACUUCUUGGGCAGAUGGGACCUGGCUCUGACCACACUGGUCUUACAGUAAGGACUGGAUGGGGCUCUGGCAGGUCCCUGGACUCUAGUUACUGAACACGGCAGGGAUUCAGUCAACACUCCCAGCUCUGAGUCUUAACAAGACUUUGCCCUUCCAGUUGAAUUCUGGGGACUUCAGGAGGCUCUGACAUGGGUGGAAGGCAGGUAUUAUAGUCAAGGAAGCCCCAACUUGGGGCUUUUCUAUGUAGGAACCCCUAUGCCCAACAUAUUUGUCAAAUGUAAUCAGUUUAUAGUGUUUAAACUGAGACUGGGGAACCAAAAACCUUUAUCCUUGAUGUAGGUGAUGGCUAUGUUCCAUUCUAUUUGUGGGAGCUCAAUCUCACAGUCCAACAAGAUUGGUUCAUUGGUGUGAAGGGGAAGGUCGGGGGCUGAGUCCUUGCCAGGCAAAGUGGUAGAACAAAAGCCUUGUGACAGAGCAUGACCCCCACCUACGUCUAACUGGCAGAAGCUGAGAGUUUGCUGGCUAUGGUUGGGGGUUCCUGGCCACUUGAAGAACUCUUUAUACCCAGUUUUAUAAACCUGUGGCCAGAGGAGGUCAGAGAAUCUCCAGCCAAACAGUGAGUCCUGGAAGGGUCCCCCUGGGGGUGAGGGGCAGAGAACUUGGCCCAGAGAAGCAAGGCAAAGCUACCAGCCUGAUGGAGGUUCGGAGCAGGAAGCCUCUGUAUCCAGAAGCUGUGUGUGGCCGCCUUCACCCAGCAACCACUGUGGCGAUUGGUGAUUGGCUGCAAUCAUCAGCUUGCAGAAUCUCGGAUCACCUGGAAAUGGAUACUCAGUAAGGGAGUGUCUACUGCCGGUUGGCCUUUGGGGAUGCCUAUGAGGAAUCUCCUGAUUGGGUUAAUUGAGUUGUAAACCCACCUUGAAUGUGGCUGGCACCAUUUCAUGAGCUGGGCCUCUACCUUCUACUCACUGGUUCUCAACCUUCCUAAUGCUGUGACCCUUUCAUACAGUUCCUUAUGUUGCGGUGACCCCCAACUAUAAAAUUAUUUUGUUCCCUACUUCAUAACUGUAAUUUUGCUACUGUUAUGAAUCCUAAUGUAAAUAUCUGAUACUCAGGACAGCUGGUAUGUGGCCCCUGUUGAGAAACACUGCUCUAGACUGAGAGGGACAGAGAGCCCAGGGCACAGGCAUUCAGUGGUCUAGACAAUGGGCACACUUUGAUCAGUUUUGUCUCAAGCUCUGACUUCCUGGAAAUGAUGGACUGGAACUCGGAAUUGUGGGGUAAAAUAAGCUCUUGCUUCCUUAAGUUGCUUUGGUUGAGAUAUUUUGUCACAGGGUUAGGAAUAUUUCUGAGAUCACAAAAAAGAGACCGCCAUUAUAAUUGUGAUGGUUUGUAUAUGCUCAGCCCAGGGAGUGGCACUAUUAGAAGGUUUGGCCUCGUUGGAGUAGGUGUGGCCUUGUUGGAGUAGGUGUGACCUUGUUGGAAUAGGUGUAUCACUGUAGGUGUGGGCUAUAAGACCCUCAUCCUAACUGCCUGGAAGUCAGUCUUCCACUAGCCGACUUCAGAUGAAGAUGUAGAACUCUCAGCUCCCCCUGCACCAUGCCUGCCUGGAUGCUGUCGUUUUCCUGCUUUGAUGAUAAUGGACUGAACCUCUCACCCUGUAAGCCAGCCCCAAUUAAAUGUUGGCCUUAUAAGAGUUGCCUUGGUCAUGGUGUCUGUUCACAGCAGUAAAAUCCUAACUAAGGCAAUAA